Messenger RNA from Impatiens glandulifera, 717 nucleotides. Its product is annotated as helicase-like transcription factor CHR28. The transcript is spliced from 3 exons. Lineage: Eukaryota; Viridiplantae; Streptophyta; Magnoliopsida; Ericales; Balsaminaceae. The record is from RefSeq and is a predicted model, not a curated record. Bases 167 to 478 code for a protein of 103 amino acids.
CCCUCCCCCGACCGAGUUACACUUCCCCUUCUUCUUCUUCUCCCAAGCCGGGAUCCGCUGCGCACGACAACACUCGAAUCCCACGAUCGCCGACUCCCCCUCGAGCCCAAGCCCCAGCCGGACGAUCGCCAACCCCGGCGACGCUCAGCUUCCUCAGAUAACGGUAAUGGUGAUGUCACUAAAGGCUGGAAACCUUGGGUUGAAUAUGGUGUCUGCUUGUCAAGUUAUCCUUUUGGAUUUGUGGUGGAAUCCAGCUACAGAAGACCAGGCAAUUGAAAGAGCUCAUAGAAUUGGACAGACGCUGCCAGUUACAUUAUUUCGCCUAACUAUUAAAGACACGGUUGAAGAUCGGAUUUUGACUCUCCAGGACGAGAAGAGGAAAAUGGUUGCAUCUGCCUUUGGUGAAGAUCAAGUUGGUGCAUCUGCAACUCGGCUAACAGUGGAAGAUCUCAAUUACAUUUUCCUUGGCAGAACGUAAUAUUAUUCAACUGUCUUCACUUAUCAUAUUUUGAAUGUGUUAUUUUGGCAGAAAAAAAGAAGUCGAAAGCACAUUAGUCAUGUUGUCUUGAAAGUUAAUUAUAAUGGCUACACUUGAUGCUUAGAAUUGUUUUUUAGUCCCCAUCAAAUGCACCUUAAAAGAUGUAUAUAGCAAGGUACUCAUGUUUAAGUUAUUAUUUUUUUCUUGUUGCUCAAUAUACAUAGUUCAAACUUAUAUUA